Colletotrichum higginsianum IMI 349063 is the source of this 318-nucleotide messenger RNA. RefSeq lists its product as uncharacterized. The transcript has 3 exons. The coding region runs from base 1 to 318 and encodes 105 amino acids. The record is from RefSeq and is a predicted model, not a curated record. Lineage: Eukaryota; Fungi; Ascomycota; Sordariomycetes; Glomerellales; Glomerellaceae.
AUGCACGCCUUCACCACCAUCGCCGCCGCCCUCCUGGUCGCUGGAGCCCAGGCUGCCCCUGCUCUUGAGAGCCGCCAGAUCAUCUACGGAUGGCGAAGCUACUUCACUGGUGACGGCAUCGUCGACCAAUACGUCAGCGUCGGCCACGAUAUCGACGUCACUGGCGCCAGCGGCAAGACCUGGAACCUCGACUGCGGCACGACAUCGCAGCAGCUCGUCCCUAACGUCUUCGCCAAGUGCGACGUGAACGGAAAGCAGCCCUUCGGCAUCACUGCCAACGCAAAGGACGUCAACGCCAUCAACUGCCCGAUUUCCUAA